Fusarium poae is the source of this 1869-nucleotide messenger RNA. RefSeq lists its product as uncharacterized. Gene Ontology annotation, molecular function: oxidoreductase activity, acting on paired donors, with incorporation or reduction of molecular oxygen; monooxygenase activity; heme binding. The coding region runs from base 1 to 1869 and encodes 622 amino acids. Lineage: Eukaryota; Fungi; Ascomycota; Sordariomycetes; Hypocreales; Nectriaceae. The record is from RefSeq and is a predicted model, not a curated record. The transcript is spliced from 5 exons.
AUGCAGACAGUUCUAGUCCUUGUUAGCACAGCUGUCUUGUACGCUGUGUAUAAGCACGCUUCUGGACUACGAAAUAAUAUUGAGGCGGCAAAAAAGAGCGGCUUGCCUUAUAUCGUUGCCCCUUGCUCACCGAUCUUCGUCCCAUGGAUACUAGCUCAUAAAGGAUUGAUUCCGAUAAUUAAACUACUCCCCGAACCACUGUGGGAAGAAUGGCUAGAAGUUUUAACGCCUGGAUUCUCAUAUAAUACACGUCAUGAUGCCUUUGCGCGUCACGGAGACGUGUUUAUCGUAGUCUCCCCAAACAUGCUUUUUAUGAUGACCUGCAAUGCCGAGGCUAUUCGUCAGAUUACGUGCCGGAGAGAGCACUUCCCAAAAUAUGUGGAAACAUACGAGAUCCUGCGAGUGUUUGGCGACAACAUCCUAACAUCAGAAGGCGCCAUCUGGCGAAACCAUAGAAAAGUGACCUCGGCUUCAUUCAACGAGAAGAACGCUGCCCUUGUCUUCCAGGAAGCUAUACACCAGGCACAAGGUUUAGUCAAGAUGUGGAUGGGAUCAGGUGGCGAAGACAGUGGUACUAUCAACACACUCGAUCAGGAUACGAUGAGACUAGCUCUCAAUAUUAUUGCUUAUGUCGGGUUUGGCCUCAAAUUACUGUGGCCUGGAGAGUCUUUGCCAGCAAAGGCCAAUCCAAAGAUGGCGAAGUAUGGCUCGCUAGAAGCCACUGCAGGACACAAGAUGAGUUUCGUGACCACAAUUGCAACUGCUUUGGAGUUUAUCCUGCUCAUUUUGCUUGUUCCGCGAUGGAUGCUGAAAACACUGCCUUUUAAGAAGAGCCAGCUCGCAGCAGAGUCCCACGAUGAGUUUAGCAAGUACAUGCACGAGUUGAUGGACGAGAAGAUUGAGGAAGCUCGAAAAGGCGAGCAUGUCGACGGUAUGGACCUGAUGGGUCAGCUGGUAAGAUCCAAUUACGCGAACCGUACGGGCGAAGGCCAGCAGGGCCCGCAAUUCAAAAAGGGUGCACUGUCACGAGAUGAAAUCCAAGGAAAUGCCUUCAUAAUGCUCGUUGCCGGACAUGAGACUACCGCUGGGGCGUUGCACUUCAUCCUUUUAGAACUGGCGAAUAAUCCAUCAUCGCAAAGGCGGUUGCAAAGGGAUAUCGACGAGAUCUUCGGCGGGAAAGAACCAAACUCGUGGGAUUAUGAUACGUUGAUCAACCCGAUGAUGGCUAGCAUGCUCGGCGCCUGCAUGAACGAGACUCUCAGAAUGACGCCUGCAGUCGUGGAAAUACCAAAGAAAGUGCCCCCGAAACAAGAGCAGGUCAUCACCAUUGAUGGUAACAGCUACUUGAUCCCAGGGAGUACAAUCAUCUCCUUGGUUGCCGUAUCGAUUCAUCGAAACCCACGAUACUGGCCGGGGAGACCAAGUCAGAUCCAUGCUGGCGAGGAUGACAUCAAUGACUGGGUACCUGAGAGAUGGUACCGAUCCAAUGAGACUACGGUAAAGGCGGCAGAGUCAGAUGGUGCUACCUCUGAGAACGAAGAUUUUGGUGGGUACAAGGGCCCUGAUACAAGCUCGCAGCUCUUUCGGCCAGAAAGGGGGUCAUAUAUCCCCUUCAGUGACGGGCCCAGAUCAUGUCUCGGCCGCCGGAUUGCGCAAGUGGAAAUAAUCGCCGCGCUUGCGGUGCUCUUCCGGGACUAUAGUUUGGAGUUGGGGGUGGACGAGUGGGCAAACGAUGAAGAGGUCGAGGGGAUGAACAAAGACGAACGACGCAACGUGUAUGCGAAAGCCCAAUCUACAAGCCGGGCCAAGAUAUUGGGUGCGACUUCAGUGUUAACGCUUAAGAUGAACGAUGAUUACGUGCCAGUAUAG